Molecule: messenger RNA, 1201 nt
Organism: Panicum virgatum (switchgrass)
Lineage: Eukaryota; Viridiplantae; Streptophyta; Magnoliopsida; Poales; Poaceae
Product: CBS domain-containing protein CBSX1, chloroplastic-like
Exons: 8
Coding region: 264-977 (237 amino acids)
Source: RefSeq, a predicted model, not a curated record
UUCAUCACGGAAACGGUGGCCGCGGACGGCCGAGAAUGGUCCGGUCCCUAUCCGCCCGCCGUGGUCGUCGUCGUCUUCCGGCGCCAUCCCAUCCCAACACGCAUGCUUCUCUGAUUUUGCUUCCCCACCAGCUAGAGCUACCUACAUAGCCCCCCAAUCAAUCCAUCGGCAGCCUCUCAUCAUCAAGCCUCGACCAUCCGCCGUCCAUCCUCGGCCCGCCCGGAUCGACCACCCAAUCCCCCCGGCGCACGCACGGCGGCGCCAUGGACGCCACGCUGCUGCUCUCCGCCUCUGAAGCUACCCUCGCCGCCCGGCGCCACCCUUCUCCGCCCGCGCGCCGCCCGGGGCGGGUUGCGCCAGGCCGACGGCCGGCGUCCUGCAGGUCCGUGCGCGCCCGCGCCGCCGCAGCGGCCGCGCCAGCCGCCGGAGGCGUCACCGGGCAAAGCAAUGGAGUCUACACAGUUGGUGACUUCAUGACGAGGAAGGAAAAUCUACAUGUUGUCAAGCCUACAACAUCAGUUGAUGAAGCCCUCGAGCUGUUGGUGCAGCACAGGAUUUCUGGCUUUCCUGUGGUUGACGACAACUGGAAGCUGGUUGGGCUCGUCUCAGAUUAUGAUCUGUUAGCACUGGACUCAAUGUCAGGAAAUGGACUGGCUGAUACGAAUAAAAACAUGUUCCCUGAUGUGGAUAGUACAUGGAAGACAUUCCGUGAGAUACAAAGGCUGCUAAGCAAAACUAAUGGCAAAGUCAUUGGUGAUGUUAUGACUUCUUCACCUAUUGCGGUGCGUGAAAAUACUAAUCUUGAUGCUGCCACAAGGUUGCUACUUGAAACCAAGUACCGGAGAUUACCUGUAGUUGAUAGCACAGGAAAACUAGUUGGGAUGAUAACAAGGGGAAAUGUCGUCAAAGCUGCUCUCAAAAUAAAGAAGAAAUCUGAAGAAGUAGUGCAGCUCCAAGUUCUACCUAGACACCAAUAGAUGGAUAUGGUGUUGUAUACGGAUUGAUAUAAAUUGCGAAGGGCUUUGAUAUGGAUUCAUAUAGGAACUGCUUAAUUCAUUUGAGGUAAUCAUACUUGGUUCCCUCUCAAUAUAAGGUAGUGCUAGUGUAGCGGUGUAUAGGUUGAUGUUUCACUAUUUAUUUGAACCUUGUAUUCCUGGAUAUUUCUUAUUGAUUUAUAUAGUGAGGUCUAGAUCUUGUGAUA